UGACCGUGAAAGAUUAUGAAAAACUUGGUUGCAUUUAGUUGUAUGAGAAACUUAGUUGAGUUGAGAAGUUUCGUCUGCUAGCUAAAGUGGUAUCUCAAAAAUUUUAACAUAGGAAGCGACGUAAAUGAGUUUAACAUUUGUCAUUCUUCGAACAUAAGCAUCUAUGCUUCAGGAAAUGUGGUCAGCUUGUUGGCAACACAUGCUAUAAUUCAAAUAUUUUCGUACAACGUUAUUGUACUAUUAUCAAUAAUCACAUCGGUUGAAAUCCCCUCGGACACAUAUUUAAGAAUCAUGAUUUACUUUUGGAUCCGUAGACAAAUUCGGCGAGUAAUGAAACCCAUACCUUACAAAACAGCUGAUGAAUGGAGUCGAAGACUCACAGGAAUCUAUGUUUUGUCUGCGUGGUGUACCCUUGGCUUGGUGGCGUACAACUUCAAAACGUAUAAAGAGAAGGCAAGAAAAGAAGACCCUACAUUUGCCAUGAGAGAACAAAUGCCUGGUUUAUACUAUGGAAGAGUACUGCAAGCACAGAAUAUGCACAUGUAUGAUCUAUCAGGAGGAAAAUUGACUAAGACUGGUGUUUAUAAUAGGGAUGAGGAUGAGCUACUGAAGCGUAGUGACAUAGACUUUUUUGGUGAAGAAAUAGUAAAAGAUGAAGAAAAGAACUGACAUUUUAGCAUAUUAGAAUUUAGUUACUUUGUAUCAUGAUAAAAUUUAUGGUGUGAAGA
Thrips palmi is the source of this 728-nucleotide messenger RNA. RefSeq lists its product as uncharacterized. The record is from RefSeq and is a predicted model, not a curated record. Lineage: Eukaryota; Metazoa; Arthropoda; Insecta; Thysanoptera; Thripidae. The transcript is spliced from 4 exons. Bases 292 to 669 code for a protein of 125 amino acids.